This is a messenger RNA of Gasterosteus aculeatus aculeatus (three-spined stickleback), 2012 nucleotides long. The record is from RefSeq and is a predicted model, not a curated record. NCBI's taxonomy places the organism in Eukaryota, Metazoa, Chordata, Actinopteri, Perciformes, Gasterosteidae.
GUUUCCUCCUCUGAUUCAUGCUGACUGCUGGAGGAUUCAGUCAUCAACAGUAUGCAGAGAGAGACAAAGUCCGCUGUUCGAACAACUUACACCAAAGGCGAUUCCCGUUCGGACGGCGGCGCUCUGAGGGUCCCACCGAAAGUCCUCCCGACGUCUGCACAGAUGUCUCUCCCCCGCAGUGAAAACAUCUCCACCUCCCCUGCAUCCACCAAAGGGCCGGUGAAGUACGGAGAGCUCAUCGUGCUCGGGUGCAACGGCUCGCUGCCCAGCGGCGACAAGGGGAGGCGGAAAAGCCGCUUCGCUCUGUGCCGCAGGAAGAAGGCCAACGGGGUGAAGCCGAGCACCGUCCACGCGUCCUGCACGCCGCAGGCCGCCAAGGCCGUCAGCAACAAGGAGCAGCACAGCAUCUCGUACACGCUGUCCCGCACACAGACGGUGGUGGUGGAGUACGACCACGACAGCAGCACCGACAUGUUCCAGGUGUGCGGCGUCCGCUACCGACACGCCGAGGCCGCUACGCGCCCAGACCGCUACGCCCCCCGACAGCUACGCGCCGAGACGUUACACGCUGAGGCCGCUACGCCCCCCGACAGCUACGCCCCCCGACAGCUACGCCCCCCGACAGCUACGCCCCCCGACAGCUACACGCCGAGGCCGCUACGCGCCGAGGCCGCUACGCCCCCCGACCGCUACGCCCCGAGACGCUACACGCCGAGGCCGCUACACGCCGAGGCCGCUACACGCCGAGACGCUACACGCCCAGGCAGCUCCGCCCCCCGACAGCUACGCCCCGAGAACGCUACGCCUCCCGACAGCUACACCCCCCCGACAGCUACGCGCCGAGGCCGCUACACGCCGAGACGCUACACGCCCGGGCAGCUACGCCCCCCACGUCUUCACGCUGCGGGAAACCAGAUCGUCCCACGUCAGAGGGGCCAGAUGGUGGAACCCGAGUCCAACGAGCUGGUGGACGGGUCCCUCGUCGACCUGUGCGGGGCCACGCUGCUGUGGCGCACGGCCGAGGGCCUGGCGCGCACGCCCACCGUCAAGCACCUGGAGGCGCUGCGGCAGGAGCUGAACGCCGGGCGGCCGCAGUGCCCCGUGGGCCUCAACACGCUGGCCUUCCCCAGCAUGCGGCGCAAGGACGUGGUGGACGAGAGGCAGCCCUGGGCCUACCUGCGCUGCGGCCACGUGCACGGCUACCACGGCUGGGGGGGCCGCCGCGACCCCGAGGUGGAGGCGGCGUGCCCGGAGAGGGAGUGCCCGAUGUGCCGGACGCGGGGCCCCUACAAGCCGCUGUGGCUGGGCUGCGAGACGGGCUUCUACGUGGACGCCGAGCCGCCGACGCACGCCUUCGCGCCCUGCGGCCACGUCUGCUCGGAGAAGACGACGGCGUACUGGAGUCAGAUCCCGCUGCCGCACGGCACGCACGCCUUCCACGCCGCCUGCCCGUUCUGCAUCGAGCCGCUGGGCGCCGAGUCCGGCUGCAUCCGACUCAUCUUCCAGAGCCCGCUGGACUAAAGCCGCUCGGACCUUCUCAGGCUUUAAAGCCACAGAGGGGACAGAACUCUGUCCUCCGGGGGUUUUCCCCAUAACUUUAUUUUUUUUUAACUUAAUUUUGACCAAUAUAAAUUAAUUGUGUUGCCCUUUUUGGGGAAAUCAGAAAUGCGUCAUGCAGCGUUAUCCUCUUGAGUUUUUUCCCUGGACAUUCUUGUUUUAUUUAUUCCUUUUUACCUCUUUUAUAAAUCAAUGUGGAAUUCAACAGCUGAUUUCUGUCUCACCUUUCCUUAAAGAUCCAUUAACACUGAGACAUGAUCGCCAGUUUGGUGUAAGUCGAGUGUCUCACCGUGAUCCACUUCCUGUUUCUAAAUGCAGAUACGUGAUUCAUAACUUAUUUCUGUAUUUAAUCCUUUUCACCCAAAUCAAGUGACCUUUCUCGUUAACGCUGUUCGUUGAAUUUGCAGUAACUGUUUUCAUCAUGACUUUACCAAAAUAUAUCCUUUGUGAAACAU